Puntigrus tetrazona (Sumatra barb) is the source of this 5325-nucleotide messenger RNA. It is a transcript of the gene mcf2a, whose product is annotated as MCF.2 cell line derived transforming sequence a. Gene Ontology annotation, molecular function: protein binding; guanyl-nucleotide exchange factor activity. Bases 455 to 3784 code for a protein of 1109 amino acids. The record is from RefSeq and is a predicted model, not a curated record. Gene Ontology annotation, biological process: intracellular signal transduction; dendrite development. The transcript has 30 exons. Gene Ontology annotation, cellular component: cytoplasm. Lineage: Eukaryota; Metazoa; Chordata; Actinopteri; Cypriniformes; Cyprinidae.
AAUAGUGUGAGUCUAAGAGCGAUGCAGAUCUGACGCACUCGAACUCACGGGAGUUUUCAGCCGGAGGGAGUGUGUGCAGGGUGUUUUUAAAGAGAGCAGACCAUCAGCACUGUGGACAGGAAACCCUUUUAAUCCGAUUCACUUUUUGGACAGGACCUCAUCCUCUUUGCCCCUCCCAAAUGUGUGUGUGGUUUUUGUAAGCUGAGAUGUGAUCUUGCAGUGCCGCUAUCGGCUGCAGUCUGUUUGCCAUAGAUAUUUCUGCAUCCCGUUUCCUCCAGCAGGGGGUCUCUGGAUGCACUUGCUCCUGCUCAAGGUGACUUGGGGAGUCCGGAGGCGUCAGAGCUGAAGUCACGUCUCAGUCAGAGGAGGUAGUGAGAUGAAUCCAGGGUGGAGUGGGAUGUGAGGGCCUGACGGGCCCAGAGUCAAGUCACUCCUCUCCGGGAACAGCCAGGGAAUGGGCUCGGCCUCUCCUCAGGAGCCCGAGAAAGACAUGGAGGGCUACUACAACCUUUUGCAGGCAGGCUCGGAGCUGGAGAACACGCUGCAACAGGUCACGGUCCCUGUGAGCAUGCAGGAAGUGGCUGGCUACAUUGAGAAACAAGUGGCCUAUUUAUCAGGGGGACGUAGCGAGGACUCUAGUGUCAUCAUCACUCUCCCAGAAUGCUCUGCUUUCAGCGAUAUUCCUGAAGAAGCUCUGGCCAAAGUUCUAUCAUACCUCACACUGAUCCCGAGAACACGGCAACCUGGUGUAAAAUUUAUCAUCAUUUUAGACCGAAGAUUGGAUACUUGGGCCUCCAUCAAAACGGCAUUGGCACGGAUUGAGGCCUCAUUCCCUGGAAACCUGCACCUUGUGUUGGUGCUGAGACCCACCAGCUUCUUCCAGCGCACCGUUACAGAUCUUGGCUUCCGCUUUAGUCAAGAGGACUUCAUGCUUAAAAUGCCUGUGGUCAUGCUCAGCUCUGUCACAGAUCUGCUGCGUUACAUCGAUGAGAAUCAGCUGACCUCAGAGUUUGGGGGAACUCUUGACUACUGCCACAGCGACUGGAUCGUCUUGAGAACAGCCAUUGAGAGUUUUGCGGUUAUGGUUAAGGACAUUGCUCAGAUGCUGCAGGCGUUCGGAACGGAGCUGGCUGAGACACAGUUAUCUGAGGAGUGCAGUGCUGUUGAGUUCCUCCUGCUGUCCCACACCGAGAAAUACAGGAGACUUAAGGAUGCCAUCAGAUCUGUGAUGAGAGAGGGACGGCAGCUGCUCUCUAACCUGGAGACUUCAAGAAAGGAAGGGGACGCCGACAAGCGCUGGGACAUGUCACAAGACUGGGAUACCAUGCAGAGGCUGCUGGCUCAGCUCACAGAUAUGGAGAUGGCGUUUGAUGGCUUCUUUGAUAAGCACCACCUCAAACUGCAGCAAUACCUGCAACUGCUGAGAUACGAACACAGUUUUCAGGAGAUGGAGUGCUCUUUAGAGAGAUUAAGAGCACAGGAAAGGAAGAUAAGCAUCACAGGAGAAGCGCUGUCCCAAACAGAGCAGAGGGUCAGAGAGCUGGACAGUUUGGAAAAACGUGCGCAGGAGGAGAUGAGUCGGGCUCAGGUUCUUAUCCUGCAUGGGCAUCAGCUGGCUGCUGGACACCACUAUGCCAUGGCUCUGAUUAUCCAGCGCUGUAAUGAGCUCAGACAUCAGUGUGACACCCUGACCUCUGCCCUCAACACCAAACGCAACUCCCUGACACAAGCACAGACCCUGCUGCGCCGCCUCGAAGAGGCUCAGCGAUGGUGUGAUGAUGGCGCAUAUCUCUUGGCCAAUCAGCAGGUGGAUAAAUUCCAGUCUAAAGAGGGUGCGCAGGCGGCUCUUCGAGAUAUCGAGAAGUUCCAGGAGGCGGCGCCACCUCUCCUCGGUGCAGGCGUGGAUGUGCUCUUUCUGGAGUACGAAUCUGUGCUCACUCCUUGUCUACAGGCUCAUAUAGAGAAGACUUUUCAGAAGCAUAGCUCUGUGCAGGCUCUGAUUCAGUCCAGACAGAACUGCCUGAGGAAACUGGCAGACAAACAUGUCCGACCAAUCCAGCUGGUGGCCCCUCGUCCAGAGAACCCACCACGUGCAAAAUCCCCCCUCUUCUCCCCUAAACAUGAUUUUAAUUCCAGUUUAAAGUUCACCUUUGACCUCCCAUUACCAGGCAAAAGAACAUCAAGGAAAAGCCCGAACUCCAGGAAGAUCGAGGUGAUUCAUGACUAUCAGAUGGCCAGCUCUCUCCCAUACAGUAUAGAUGGAGAGGACGGCACUGAUCUGCUCAAACGACACGUGAUGAAGGAGCUGAUCGAGACCGAGAGGAUCUAUGUGGAGGAGCUGCUGGCUGUGCUCCUGGGCUACAGGGCUGAAAUGGACAAUCCGUCUCUUGCUCCGCUGUUGCCCACGAGUCUUCGCAACAAGAGAGAUGUGCUGUUUGGAAACUUGCCUGAUAUCUACAACUUCCAUAGCAGUGUCUUCCUGCAGGAUUUGGAAAGCUGCCUGGAGAGCCCUGAGGCCGUAGGGGCUUGCUUUUUGGAAAGGAAAGACCAUUUCCAUUUGUAUGAAUGUUACUGUCAGAACAAGCCUCGAUCUGAUUCUUUAUGGAGGCAGUUCUCUGACUGUCCGUUCUUUCAGGAGUGCCAAAAGAAGCUGGAACACAAACUUGCUCUUGACUCAUACCUGCUGAAACCAGUCCAGCGCCUUACAAAAUAUCAACUCUUAUUAAAGGAGCUGCUGAAGUACAGCUCAGGCUGCGAGAGAGUUUCUGAGCUGCAGGGGGCGCUGGAAGCCAUGCUGGACCUGCUGAAGUCAGUCAAUGACUCAAUGCACCAGAUUGCCAUCACAGGAUACGAGGGGGAUCUCGGCAAUCUGGGCCGUGUGCUAAUGCAAGGCUCCUUCAGCGUGUGGAUCAGUCAUAAGAAGGGUCCGACCCGCGUGAAGGAACUGGCCCGCUUCAAGCCCAUGCAGCGACACCUAUUCCUGCACGAGCACGCGCUCCUCUUCUGCAAGCGCCGAGAGGAACACGGAGAGAACGCUGACAAAACUCCCUCCUACAGCUUCAAGCACUGUCUUAAGAUGAGUGCAGUCGGCAUUACGGAGAACGUCAAAGGAGAUGUGAAGAAGUUCGAGAUCUGGUACAGUGGCAGAGAGGAAGUCUAUGUGAUCCAGGCCCCUACAGUCGAGGUGAAGAUCGCUUGGCUGAAUGAGAUCAGAAAGAUCCUGACCAACCAGCAGAAACAGCUCAAAGAGGAGUUGUGUCACUCCGCUGCAGUCUCAGAGCAGAUGCAGAUGUCUCCUCCUCUUUCAGUGAGCAAACAGCAAAGAGCGUCAGUGAGCUCAGAGGGGACUGAGUCGGGCCACAGCAGUCCAGAUCCGUUCAGCAGCUCUAACCAGCACCAGCGCAACAGACGCAGCUGGCCGGGCGCACCUUAUUCUGUAGAUAUCUGUGAAGGUCUGGAGGACUGGAGUGGAGCAAACAGCCUCUCUAACCCGUCUGACACUGAGGAAGACGAUGCCUCCCAUCUGGUUGCAGGCAGAUACAGGGCCUUCGUCGACUGGCAUAAAAAUGGGACAGAUAACUUCGUCAUUAAGUGCGGUGAUGUCAUACAACUACAGCAUGAGGAAAAUGAUGGCCAGUGGCUGGUGAAGAACCUGAGUCGCAGACAGGAAGGCCGUAUCCCUUCUGCCAACCUGCAGAGCAUCCUGGGGGAAAGCAUCAAGAAUCACUCCAACCGGCUUGGAGACCCAGGGAAUCGUAAGGCGCGAAAGCUCAGCUCGCCAUGAAGCGCAAAAAUACUGGACCUUUAGCAUUCGCACUUGGUAGCUCAGACUGUACACGGAUUCAGACCUGACCAGCAGGAUCGUAGUUUUUGUACUGAUCCACAUUGAUAGAUGCUACCAAAACGCAAAAGACGAAUUCUUCUACAUCUUACAAAAGAUCUCCACCGUUUCAGAAAACCCAGAGAGCGCUUUUAAACAUCUGUCCUCUGCCUAAACACACUUCAGUCCUCCUGACUAGGUGAAGCCUAGAACAUUUUGACUCUGAGACUGUCCCAGUAGACUUUGCAGUAGUUUUUAAAGAAUAAAGGCCCAUCAAAAGGCCCCUUUGUUGCUGUCUUCACGGUUAACCUUCUCAGAAGACCUAUGAAAACAUCCUGUUCGUAAAGGAACAGAAUUUUUAAACUGUGUUUGUUUGUGCUGUUAUUUAUCUUGUACUGUUGUAUUUAUCCUCAGUCUGAGCUCUUCUCGAGAGCUUCAAUGCCAAAUCAUGCAGUGCCAUAAUGCCUGUCUCUCCACUUUUAUUUACAGCAGACUUUGCUCCGUAGUGCACUAGUUACCUCAAAAAAAAAAAAAAAAAUUAUAAUAAUUUAUAAGCACUUUAUUCAGGUCACGCAAAUUUGUGGCCUUUUGUGUCUCUGUACAACUCCAAACCGGAUGUAUUUUGCAUGCCGUCGAUUCUUACCUCUCUUAUUUAGCAAAAAUCUCUUGUCAGGCACUUUACAUGCAGAAUCUACUCUGCCAGCUUGAAGACCUGGGGGUCGCCAUGUAAACGUUGACUCUGGAGCCGCAAAUAUGAGUUAUGAGGGGCUGAGCAGAGAGCAUGUGUAUUGAAUGUGUGGCACGACUGCAAAAUCAGAGCCGUGUUAAUGGAGGUUUCUUAUUAAGGGAGAUCAUACAGCAAACAUUAAAUAUACCCACUGUUUAGAAUGCUUAAUGAAAUAUUAAUUGCAGACUUAUAUGAAUUUACUACAUUAAAUCAGGCCCACAGUUGGAGGGCUGACUUUGAUAUACCAGCGUUUGAAGUGGAAAUGAGCUGUGUGUAGCAGCAGGAGACGCUGUGGAGUACAUAUCUCUUAUGUUAUUAAUUUUGCUAUCAAGUUGUUCCCUUCCAGCGUGGAGCUCCAGCCUCCCACUCAAAAUCAAGCCAUGUAAAGGACACAACUGCCUGUAGACUGUGCCGUAUUAGCCAUAUAUACUGUUGGCUUUGCAUAUAUAUUUGCUCAUUCGCGUCCAAACGUCUGAGAGCACAGGUUUUUUUCCAUCAUGUUUAAGUUCAUUUUGUAAAUUUAGUUUUUCACUCAGAAGUAAUGGUAAAUAAAAGCAUUUUCACUAAUGGUCUCAGACUUUUGGACCUCACUAUAUCUAAUAGUAUUUAAUCUUGAUUUUUGUUUUUGGGACUGGCUUCUGAAUUAUUUUUUUUGAAGGAAUGUAUCUGUGUUGACUGUGUUGUAACAAUAUUGUAUUUAAAUUUGUACAGCCUAUUGAAAAAUAAGAAGUUUUUUUUUUAAUAAAAUUAUUUAAUAAUAAAACAUUCGUACCUAAAA